Messenger RNA from Plasmodium gallinaceum, 297 nucleotides. RefSeq lists its product as hypothetical. The record is from RefSeq and is a predicted model, not a curated record. The coding region runs from base 1 to 297 and encodes 98 amino acids. NCBI's taxonomy places the organism in Eukaryota, Apicomplexa, Aconoidasida, Haemosporida, Plasmodiidae. The transcript has a single exon.
AUGGAACCUGAAGAAAAUUAUGAUCCACAUUCCUUUGAGGAUGAUGAUUCUAUUCAAAAUUCUUAUGUUGCAAUACGUUCAAGUGAUCAAGAUAAUUAUGAAUCUCUUCAUUCUAAUUUGCGUAUUCCAAAUCAAAAUGAAUUAAAUAUAGAGGAACAAAAUGUUAUUAGUAUCAAUUCACAGGAAAACGAAGAAGUAUAUAUUCGAAAUAACAUACCACGGAGUUUUAUUGAAUCUUUUUUAAACAAUAUUGCUUUCUUAUCUACUUUACUUUUCUUAAUCGUAAUAGUAAGUUGA